This is a messenger RNA of Drosophila nasuta, 2967 nucleotides long. Its product is annotated as toll-like receptor Tollo. Gene Ontology annotation, molecular function: protein binding. The transcript is spliced from 4 exons. The record is from RefSeq and is a predicted model, not a curated record. The coding region runs from base 30 to 2672 and encodes 880 amino acids. NCBI's taxonomy places the organism in Eukaryota, Metazoa, Arthropoda, Insecta, Diptera, Drosophilidae.
UUCAGUUAUAGAUUAACUGUCGCUCUGAAAUGUCGCUUUUAAAUUUUUCGAUUCUUUGUCUAAUGUGCUUUGUUGUCACUGAUGCAAAACCUUCAUGUUCGAUACCAAAAGGCCAGUUCAUGAGCUUAAAAUGCGAGGAAUUGAGUAGCUUCACGGAGAUAAGCAGUGUCCUUCAUUUACCCACAAGGAACCUUCAGCAGCUAACUAUCCAAAGCAGGGAUACAAAGCUAACCAUUGGAGCAGCCAACAGUUCUGUGAACAUGCCGCAUUUGUUCCUUCUCGAUCUGUCCCACUCGACAGGUCUGGAACUUCUCAGUGAAGGCUUCUCCAAAUACCCCAAUCUGACUGAUAUCGACAUCACUGGGUGUGGCUUAGAACAACUGCUAGACUCGCACUUUGCCAUCGAUUCCAUGGUGCACUUGCUGAAGGCAGGUCAAAACAAGCUUAGUUCUCUGUCGAAGGAUUUGUUUAACAAACUUCCCCGAUUGCAAAACGCCUAUUUCUACAAAAAUGGUUUGAGUCAUCUGGAAUUGCCGCAUAUGCCAAAUCUUAGAUACUUGGAUCUUCGAGAUAAUAAGUUAACUGAUUUCAAUCUUAACAAUUGUCCACGUUUGGAGCAUCUCGACCUCAAUCAUAAUCAACUCACUGAGUUUCAGAUUACACCACCUGCAGAAGGUUUUAACUCACCGACUAAGGAGCAAUUUCCAUUGCGAUUAUUGGAUCUCUCAAGCAACUACAUAAGCGUGCUUCGCGAAAACCAUUUCGAAUUGCUUGGGAAUCUUCAAAUACUGAUUUUAUCUGGCAAUAGAAUCACCACUCUGAAGAGUGCUCACUUAUCAGGUCUGACAUCCUUACGCUAUUUGCUUUUGGCGUCAAACUACAAAAUUGAGCUACAAGAACACACAUUUGAAGGCCUCGAGCAACUGGUGACGCUUGACUUGUCCUAUAUUGGUCUCGAAAAUCUGGAUCCGCAUCUCUUCGGCUACAAGCAGGUGGACAAACAAGGACUUUAUGAGUACUUGCCAAUGGUUCACAUGAGUAGGCUUUCUCUAACGGGCAAUAAGCUCCAACAUCUGGACCCUAGAACCUUUGAGAAAUUGCCUUUUUUGACUACUCUCUUGCUCGACCAUAAUGCAUUUCGUGUGCUUCCCGCGGGCCUGUUUGCCCCAAUCCGAAGUUUGAGGAUACUUUCUGUGCGUUACAAUCAAUUGACGAAGAUAAGUAGAGAUCUUCUGGAGGCUCUAAGCAACAUUACGACUCUAUUUAUUGACAACAAUCAGCUGUCUUCUCUACCCGACUUGAAUGGGACGCUGCCCAAUUUGGAGGUUCUGGCCAUCGGGAGAAAUCCCUGGCAAUGCGACCUCUUUGCCCAAACGGAACGUUGGCUGAUCUCAAGAAAAAUACCAUAUAUAACAGAUGAUAUUGGCAGCGAAAAGCCCAUCUGCAUUUGUACAAAAGACAUUCGCAAGCUGACAAUUUGGAACACGCAAACAAAUCUGAGCAUUGAAGCAGUCAACAGUUCUCUGAACCUAUCGAGUUUAUUGAUUCUCGAUCUGUCGCAUGUGGCACGCCUUGAACUUCUCGAUGGAGGCUUCUCCAAUUUCCCCCAACUAAUGGAGAUCAACAUAAGUGGCUGUGGCUUGGAUCAGCUGCUGAACUCGCACUUUGCCAACGAUUCGGUGCUCAAUGCGAUCGACGCACUUUAUAAUAAAUUCACUGCUCUGACAAAGGAUUUGUUUAACAAAUUCCCCCAUUUGGUUUUUGCUUAUUUCGCUCAUAAUGCUCUGUGUCAUCUGGAGUUGCCGCACAUGCAAGUUCUGAGAGAGCUUUAUCUUGGACAUAAUAAAUUAACCGAUUUUAACUUUAGUGAUUGUCCACGCUUGGAGAAAUUCUACCUCAACGACAAUCAACUAACACAGUUGCUGAAUUUAUCCGGCAAUAAAAUUGUCGUUUUGAAGAGUGCUCACUUUGCAGGACUUACUUCGUUACGCCAUUUGCAUUUGCAAUUAAACGAUAAAAUGGAGCUAAGAGGACACACCUUUGCAGCACUCAAGCAACUGGAGGCGCUCGACUUGUCCCACAUUGGUCUCGAUAUUCUCGGUCCACAUCUCUUCGGCUACAAACAGGUGGACACGGAAGAUGCCUCUGGCUACAUGCCAAUGGCGCACAUGCGUAUACUUAAUCUAAACGGUAACAAAAUCCAGCAUCUGCACACUAGAAGUUUUGCGAGGUUGCCCUUUUUAGAAGAGCUCUCGCUGGCCAACAAUGCACUGCGUUUACCUCCCAUAAGUCUGUUUGCUUCAAUGCAACGACUGCAGAAGCUCAAUUUGAGUCACAAUCAAUUGGCAGAGAUAAGCAGCGAUAUUCUGAAGACUCUGAACAACAUCACCGAUCUGCAUAUUGACUACAAUCAGCUUACAUUUCUACCUAAUCUGAAUGGGACGUUGCCCCAUUUGCAGAGUAUGACCAUAGAAGGCAAUCCCUGGCAAUGUGCUUGCCUGAUGGAAUUUAAGGAUUGGUUGAGGUCAAGCCAGGUGACAUCUCUACAGGAUGGAAGCGACGAAAAGCCAUUGUGUGUGGAGACAGCUUUGGAUUACUGUGAUCACAACGUGACGGAUGAUCGACGUAACGAUGCUAUGGAAGAGCUGAAGUUUUGGCAAGCAAUCGGAUGAGUUAUCCUUAUGACAAAAGUAUUCAAUUAAAUUGUUUUCUUCCAAGACAGAUUAUAUGUUUUGUUUGUAUUUAGUUAAACAUUUUAUGUGGUUGUUUAUCCCAAUGUGUGUGUUGUUGCUGUUGUUGCUGCGUCUCGCAAUUUUGUUUAAUUUACAAAUUAACAACUAAAACUCGAGUCGUAUUUUAAGCGCUCUUGACACGCAAAGCCAAAGCGCUCAAAUCGCCAAUGCACUUGUUGAGCGUCUCCUUCUCCUGCUGAGGCGAGAUGCUGGACAGCACGUUGGCCACAAUCCA